AAGCGUCGCGUUGGUCCGAGAGGGCCUUGGCCUUGGCCUGCUCCUCGGCUAUGGUGCGGUCGAUGACGCCUUUGAUUCCCUUGAACCGCUUGGAGGGUGUUAGCGGAGCUUGCGCGAGGGGGGCAGGCUUGGCUUGGCUAGCUGGGGGCCAGGGGAGACCUACCUCGAACAUUCUGGUCGAGUGUCGAGGGCGCUGCUGGCCGCCGGCGCCUGGUCAGCCUUUACGGUUGCAGAUGCCGUGCGCUCCUGGCAGCAGCCGAGUAGGCGCGAGGGGAGCGGUUCUGCCAACCUCUUGAUGCGAAGGUGGUGGAGAGCCAGCGCUGACAGAAGGCGCCACAGCUCACUGGUAGUUGGUGGUGGGUGCGUUCAACGAUACGCCGAGGAGAGCAAUUCGGAAGUCGCGUGUCGCGGCGUGGUCAAAUCAUGGAGAAGUUAGAUCUAUCGGACAGGCGCGGACAUAGGCAGCGCUCGGACAGCACCAGAGUCAGGAGGGCGACAUGCAGGGUCCAACGUUUUCUCUGCCCGCCGUGUCAGCUUUGGAGUCGCAUUUCGCUGUUGACCCAAGUCUGGCCUUCCUCUAGCUAAAGGUUGCGCCUGCCCGCGCCUGUCCGUCAAUGGCGCGCAAUGCUGCCCAGCUGCAGGGCAGGCCCCGCUGGGUGGGGGGCGCUAGGUAACAUCCGUCUGGGCUGGAGCAUGACGCCAGCUGGAAGCCCUCGCAGUACUGUUAGGUAAUCGGGCAGUCUGAAGCCUUUGUUUUAUGCUGUGUCUGGAUAUCGUUUAUAAACACCACUCGAAAUGGCCUUGAGAGUCUUGGGUUGUUGUCUGGGAUGCCUGCUAGGUCCAUUUACUUGACCAGGCAUUGAAUGAUUGAUUGCUCAGGGUUGCAGGAACAGAGGCCAGUCACUACUAGGCCCUUCUCCUAGACUCGCUCCAGUCAGCAGGGGGCUGUUGUGACUGGGGCACCUGAUGGAUGAGGUCACUGCGCCAGCCUGGCAACGACUGCUGCUUUUUCGCAAAUAGCUCCAGUCAAUCGCAAAGACCUCACUGUUGACAUCGCGACCCUAUCUCUCGUGUGCGCGCCACAGAGUCAACGCCAACGGGCCUUUGUUCUUGACUCCAAGCAGCCAGCGAUCCACUCUGGGUCAAAGAAAAAACACACACGAUCCCUGACGGGGCCACAAGCAACCGUAGCCUUCUCCCUUUCCUUCACGAGCCGGACUCCCGGCGACCAAGCCGUCGCUUUUCGCCCACUAUCGCAACCACCACCACUCGCACACAUAUACUAGUCCACCCAGGACUGCCCGCAGAGGGCGCCUCUUGUGGACUGGAUCCCCACGCACCAGUCUGUCCUGCCAGAGGGCAGCCGUCUACGCCGUGAUGGUGUCCUUUUGGCCAUGGGGGGGCGACUCCUCUUCCACAGCCUCGUUCGAGAAGGCGCUCUCCACGCUCUCGGCCAAGAUCACGGCGACCCAGGCCCAGCUUGAACGCACGCGAUCGACCUCUCGGAGAGUCAAGGUGCUUUGGUCGCUGUACCUCUCCUUUGCCUACCUCGUUUACGCUAUCGUCCUCGUCCUUGUCGUUGGUUGGACCCAUAUGGGCCCCUACGAAUGGACCGGUAUCGCGGGCGGGCCCGUCCUCAUAUACACCACUCGUACCAUCCUCACCAUCUACUUCGACUACCGCAUCGACUCCCUCGCCUCUCGCCUCAAGGACCAGCAGGCCGAGCGUGCCAAGACGGUACAGAAGCUCAAGGAGGCCACCAAGUACGAUUCCACCCUCGAGCUUCUGGAGAAAUACGGCGGAGAGCCGAGACGUCCAAGAAGCGGCAAGUCUGGUGGUUCCGAUGAGGGCGAGGGCCCAGAGGACCAAGAUGGCGACAGGGGGAGACAGGACAAAGCCCAAAGCGGCCCGAUUGCUAGGGCCGGGACCCCAGGCCGCACCGGCAUGGCUCCCCCGCCCACUGCGAACAUUCCUCGAUCGAGGCCCGGAACGCCGCUGCCUCCGUCGCUUUCGCCUCCCCAGCAGUACCCGCAGGCAUUUCAUGAUGACCACAUGGCCGAGUUUGCGCCCAACGCGUUCGGUCCCGGGGGCCCGCCCCUGCCCUCCAUCCCCAACGCCCAGUACGCGCCCGCGUUCCACCCAGGCAUGGCGGAAUCGCACUGGUACGACCGUAUCAUGGACCUCCUGCUCGGCGAGGAUGAGACAGCGGCCAAGAACCGUAUCGUGCUCAUCUGCGGCCAGUGCCGGCUCGUCAACGGGCAGGCGCCGCCCGGCGCCAAGAGCCUGGCCGAUAUGGGCCGGUGGAGGUGUAUGGGCUGCGGCGCCAUGAACGGCGAGGAUGCGAGCUCAGGUCGGCGCAUCAUCAAGGAGGUGCUGCAGGAGAGGGCCGGCGCCAGCAAGGCGGCGCCGCCUACCCCUACAUCCGACUCGGCCGACGGCGACUUCAAGACCGAGACUGAUAGCGACUCUCUCGAGAUUGUGCAGCCGGACGACCAUGAGGGCGACAGCGCGCAGUGGUCCGAGGCAGACGCGAGGAAACACAUCAAGAAGGAGAAGAAGUGAUUGGGGAACAAGACAUGUCAGACGAUAAACUAGUUUUCUUUUGUCCUUUUUGAUGUCCCUAUUCCAGCGUUGAGCGCAGAUAAUCAAUAUCACCUAGUAAUUCAU
Molecule: messenger RNA, 2667 nt
Organism: Gaeumannomyces tritici R3-111a-1
Lineage: Eukaryota; Fungi; Ascomycota; Sordariomycetes; Magnaporthales; Magnaporthaceae
Exons: 3
Coding region: 1378-2562 (394 amino acids)
Biological process (GO): endoplasmic reticulum tubular network organization
Cellular component (GO): endoplasmic reticulum tubular network
Source: RefSeq, a predicted model, not a curated record